Molecule: messenger RNA, 1731 nt
Organism: Salvelinus sp. IW2-2015
Lineage: Eukaryota; Metazoa; Chordata; Actinopteri; Salmoniformes; Salmonidae
Biological process (GO): regulation of DNA-templated transcription
Molecular function (GO): RNA polymerase II cis-regulatory region sequence-specific DNA binding; DNA-binding transcription factor activity, RNA polymerase II-specific
Source: RefSeq, a predicted model, not a curated record
CUCAAAGCCAGAAAGAAAACAGGGCAUUGCGGAGGAAACUACUGGAACUGAAGGUGGCACGGGAGCGCGCAGAGAGAACAACACGAGAGCGAAUCCUCGCCAGUCGUCCCAGUAGUGUCAAGAUCAUUGACCGAUACAGAGGAAUUGCAAGAGGUGAAGAACAUCUCACUGGAGGCCACAGGAGCUUUGUGAAGCCAGUGGGACACAAUACAUUGAGAGAUGAUAAACCAAUCACUGUUGAUGAGGGGAGUGGAACCUCAAACCAGCACAUUAUCAUGAUAGAGUCUGCAGAGGUUGCAGGUCUUGGGGUCAAGCACGAGAGGUCUGAAGGAGAGGAGGACCCACGGCACAGCAGAGACAUCCAGACUGGAGAGACUGGACCAAUCCUUGUAGCCACGGAGGACCCCACCACCACCCCAGCGCAGCCUAGGAUCAGAAGCAGCAUCCCGGAGGUCAGUGGAAGGCCAGACGCCGUCCUCAAGUCAGAGACAGACACCAAGACUUUAACUGUAACACAAAGGCAUUUACACACAGAGACACUGGGGCUGGGGAGGCUGGGCUGUCCUCCUGCUCCCAUCUCAGAGUAUUUACUUUACGAUAACCCGAGCCCGAUUCAUUCCCAUCGAGACUCAGGUGACGAGACUGGCAAUGAACCGUCUUGUUCUUACACUACAGAGAUGGACCCUGGCAUGCCCUUGGGUUUAGAGACACAAACUGGUCCAUCUAGAGGUGACUGGAACCGGUACAGUAGUAGUGUAUACUCUGAAGGGUGCCUAGAUAAGAAAGGGGAGGGUCUGAUCGUAGAUGAUGUGAAAGUGGAGGGCGACGUUCCUCCCACAUGGAAUGCACAUAGUCAUCUAGGAGACGGACUAUCACAGGGCAGAGAUUUCUUAGACAACAGGGAAAGCUUAAAGACAAAUCUAAACUCCCCUUUACAGGCGUUCRGGGAUCGCGACCCAGUGUCCACGUCGAUGGGGCCUUCUGAUUCACACGGCCACGUCCUUUUCGAUCAGGUAUUGAACUCAAAAGACCGGGCUAGAGCCCAGGCUCAGGAAGGGGGAGCCACAUCAGGCAAUAGUAAAGAGAAAAGGUUCCUCUGCAUGUUCUGUAACAAAGGCUUCAGUUGCUCCCAGAAGGUGGAGAUCCACCAGAGGGUCCACACAGGGGAGAAACCCUUCAGCUGUACCCAGUGUCACAUGCGCUUCGCAGAGGCUGGCAACCUGAAGAGGCACCAGAGGGUCCACACAGGGGUGAAACCCUUUAGCUGUACCCAGUGUCACAUGCCAUUCGCCCAGGCUGGCAGCCUGAAGAGACACCAGAGGGUCCACACAGGGGAGAAACCCUUUAGCUGCCCUCAGUGUGMGAAGAGGUUCUCACGCCAGCACCAGCUUAAGAUCCACCUGAAGGUCCACACAGGAGAGAGGCCAUUUACCUGUACGCACUGCGGGAAGAGGUUCUCAGAGAGGAGCUGCCUCAGGAUACACCAGCAGAAAAACCAUUCCACUGUAUAAMAUAGGAAGUAACCAUUCCACCCAAUAUCUGACGUUUAGAUCAAACCCUGAUUUUAAAGACAAACUGGAAUUUUCAUUGUUGUCAACAAAAAAGACCCACAGAGGCAUUAGGAAUCACGAGAGUAACAGAUUUCGGCUUUUAAUAUUCCUGGGUAGAAUAUUGCAUCCAGACAUUGUGUAAAAUACAGUAUACGGCAGUAAAUACAGUGCCUUCAGAAAG